Trichophyton rubrum CBS 118892 is the source of this 354-nucleotide messenger RNA. RefSeq lists its product as uncharacterized. The transcript is spliced from 2 exons. The record is from RefSeq and is a predicted model, not a curated record. Lineage: Eukaryota; Fungi; Ascomycota; Eurotiomycetes; Onygenales; Arthrodermataceae. Bases 1 to 354 code for a protein of 117 amino acids.
AUGACCAAGGCAGGUCCCACGGAUACCAUGGGCACAUAUGCCGAAACCCGGUGUGAAUAUGAAUCAUCACACAGCUCGCUCCACCCCAUCGACAUUCCAGCAGUUACAGGGCUGACUGUCGAUCAUGUUACCCGACUUAUCCUAACAAUAGGACGCCGCAACUACAGGCUAGCUCCUAGUGGAGUAGGAUGUCGAUUUUGGGUGAAAACUAUUAUCGAGGAUUUGGAGGGUGCCGGUUACAUUCACCCAAAUGGCAAAGACGCUAUCAUGCAAGCCUAUAAAGACUUGCAGUACAAUUACUCUCGAGACAAGUCCCCCGAAUUCGAGGCGAUAGUUCCUGGAGCUUUCGUGUAG